Messenger RNA from Thunnus maccoyii (southern bluefin tuna), 8567 nucleotides. It is a transcript of the gene kank4, whose product is annotated as KN motif and ankyrin repeat domains 4. Lineage: Eukaryota; Metazoa; Chordata; Actinopteri; Scombriformes; Scombridae. Gene Ontology annotation, biological process: negative regulation of actin filament polymerization. The record is from RefSeq and is a predicted model, not a curated record. The transcript has 11 exons. Gene Ontology annotation, cellular component: cytoskeleton; cytoplasm. Gene Ontology annotation, molecular function: protein binding. Bases 529 to 5208 code for a protein of 1559 amino acids.
UUUUGAAAACGUAAGCGGAAGUGUGUUUGUAUUCUACUUUUUCGAGGAACUCAACCUUAAAAAAAUAAAUUCAAGAAUGUUUUACGUUAAAGAGAAGCAUCAUAACAUUUCUUCUUAGGUAUAAUACACGGAUACUCACAAAUACACGAAAAUAGUGUCGCCGUUAACGGUUAAAAACGGCCGUUGCGAACAGUGUCAACCGUCAACCGGCAGGGGGCAACACUGUCCGUGAAAUGGAGGUCAAACCGUCCAGCAGCAUCAUUCCCACCUUCAGUGGAGCAUCUCUUCAUCUGAGAGUCAGCAAAGGCUGUCCUGCCACGAUUUUAACGUGCCAACAUGUGGUCAUAACUGACCAGUAAGUGGUCAGUGGUAAGCAUCUUCAAUGCUGCAUGCAACUUGCGUGGAUAGAUGAGGCUGCAGUAGAGCAACUGAGCAAGGACACCCAGAAUCCUCUAGUAAGCACGGCAGACCAGGCUGCUAGCUCCAACUGUAGCAAACACAAGUCCAUGACUGAGAACUCUGCCUCCCAUGAUGGACAAGAAAAGUGCCAACGGCUUUCAGACCAAGGCCAGUGAGGGCGGUGUUCAGAGGAAGCAGCUGCCCUACUCAGUGGAGACUCCCUAUGGCUUCCACCUGGACCUGGACUUCCUGAAGUAUGUUGAUGAUAUCGAAAAAGGCAACACCAUUAAAAGAGUCCACAUCCAGCGCAGGGUCAAGGGUCCACCCAAAUUCAGCACUCUACCCAGAAAUUUCAGCCUACCAGGGAAUGGAGCCAGGCCUGCCCCUAAGGAAAAGGAUACUACAUGGUCUGGGACAUCCACCUUGGGGCCCAAGCCUAAAUCACGGGUAACAGAGGUCCAACAGAUUUUUGAUUUUAGAGCAGGUGAAGGAGGGACUUCCAGCCAGAGCAGCAGGGGGACAACCAGUCAGGGCUAUGUUUCAGCUAAGCCCAGAGAUGAAGGUACAGGGGCUCGGGGUGCGGAUGAGAAAUCUGUGGGAAUUCAAAGUCGGCCAAACCUGCUUCGAGCAUCCAGCAUGCCCAUCACUCUACAACAGCGAAAAGGUUCUGAUUCAAGCAGUCCAGACCGUAUUGUGGGAACACCAGAGAAUGGCUCAACAGAGAACAUCUUCCGUGCUUCACCGGACAUAACAGAAAGACGGUGUCUUCCCCAGGAUCGGGCAGGGCUUCACCAGCAGAUCACAGUGGCACUGAAGCGGGUCAGAGAGCUGGAAGAGCAGGUCAAAACCAUCCCAGAACUAAAGGCUCAGAUCUGCUCACUGAGGGAGGAGAGGGAGAAGCUACUGCUUCAGCUCCAAGCUCAGGCCAAGGCGCAGGUUUCCACAUCAUCCUCUACAAUAUCCCAAAGGCCUGAUGCUGGGACACACACUCAGCCACAAGGACACAGACCUCCAGAAGGAUUUAACUUGGCUCUGAUAACUCAACCCUCUGGAGGUUUAGAAGCUUCAGAGUUUGUGCCAGCAAAGCCAGUAACAGGGAAAGACAAACAAGUUGUCACAGAGAAAAGUAAAGUGUUACAAAAAGAGAGGGAGAUAAGUCAGGAAUCUGUUAAGAGUUCUUCAGCAUAUGGAGAAAUGGGUGGGUUGCCACAGCAAGAAGUGAAGAGACAGCCAUCAGAAAAAUCUGACAAACAAAAAGAGACAAUAGAGAGUCCACUGGAACAUGCAGAUCAAAAGCUAUCACAGGACAUUGCAGGACAGGAAUUAACAACACUUAGGGUGGCUGUGAAAGAUGUAGAGAAUAUCAGUAUUCAAGAUGGUAAUGGCGCAAAAGGAGGUGAACUUGAGGACUCAGGUAGUGCCCAGGAUUUACAUGAGAAGCUGAUGAUACUGGAGGCAAAACUUACUCAGGCCAGCCUAGAUCUAGAGAAAACUAAUGCUCUUUUGAAAGUACAAAUGGAGGAGAACAAAAUGAAGGAGGAUAAAAUACUACAACUGAGUGAGGGAAUGAGAGUGGAGGUGUGUACAACAGAGGCACAUAGCAGGCCAAGAAGAGAGAGUAUUGAUACAGGGACAGUGACAGAAAAAGUAGAUUUUGCCAACCAAGAGACUGAGACAGAAUCGCCGAAUACAGUAGAUCAGGGAACAGACACAGAGAGAAUCUGUGUUGAAGUGUGUGUGCCCAAACCAAGGACUGGAAGUAUAGAUCAAGGAACAGAGACUAAAAAAGUUGAAAUUCAUGACCAGGUGACAGAGAUGGAGGUAGAAGUUACUGCUGUAAGCCCACCAAGACCCAGAGCCAACAGCAUGGAACGGGGCACAGUAACUGAGAGAGUUGCCACUCAGGAUCAGAUGACUGAGACGCCAGUGGCUGAAAGGGUGAACCAGGUCACGGAAACAGAGGGAGAGACAACGACAGACCAUCCGCUGAGACCGAGGGCCAGCAGUGUAGACAGAGGGACAGAGACAGAGAGGGUGGACACAGUGGACAGGGUGACAGAGACAGAGGUAGCACAGAGGACAGACCAGCAGACUGAGACAGAGAUAGACAGACGACAGCACAACAAUCCAGCCAGAAAUGCAGAAGCAGAGGGUCAAGGGAGAGAAAGUGCAGGCAGUCAGAGAGUAGAUGUUGAAACAAUGGUCAGUGAAAGAGAGGAAGGGAGGGAAGUAAAUGAAAGAAUUCAAAGAGAUGGUGAAAGUGUGGUCAUGAAAGUUGUUAUAGAGAGUUGUGUUGAAGUUAAAGAAAGUGCAGUUGAACAAACUGUAGUUUCAGACAUUGUAAGCCAGGUUGAAGGGAGUACCAGUCCACUUGCUGUGACAGGAGAAAAUGCAGAAUCUAGGACUGAAGUAAGCACUGCACAGAAUGAAUCAGAAACAAAAGAAAUCAUACCCUUGCAGAGUGGAUUAACAGAAAUUGUUGAAAUGCAACAGGUUGCACUUGAGACCGUAGAAAAGAAGCAAAUAUCAGAAGGUGAGAUUGUGUGUGCAAAAAUCAAAGAAACUGUGGUCACUGACACUGUUGUUGUAGUAGCAGCAGCGGAGAAUGCAGCUGUGAAGACAACAGCCCCUGUAAGACCUCAGAGAGGCCAGAAGCCCUCAGCAGACCAGGCACAGCAGCCACCAACUCCACUUCAGGCUGCCCCUGUGCGUCCUCACAGGGGAUCCAUUGACACUCAAGCUCAGCAGUCCGAGCCUGAGAUAAAAAAACAGCCCCAGCCGCAGGUACAGGGCCAACCUCAGCUCGAGGCUCAGUCCCCAGCACAGGUCUCUGAACCACAGGUAGAACAGCAAUCCCCAUCUCCAUCUCAGGUUGAGGACAGCACCCUAGCAAAGAGGCCUCCAGGGGGGUCAAGUGAAAAACAAUCCCAAUCACCUCAGGCUGAGACUCAGGGCCCAGCCCCAUGCUCCAGAGAAGUCCAAACCCCGCCCAAAUCAAUUCAAGCCCAGUCUCAGUCUCAAACCUCUUCAACUCGGCGGAACUCAAAGGAGCUUAAAGCACUACAGAGGGGAUCUAGCACAUCACAACCUUCUAGUCGUGGACCAGGAGAAGCCCAGACCCGUCCAACUCGUCAGGGGUCGAGUGAGGUCCAACCUCAGUCUCGUAGAAGUUCCAGUGAAACUCAACCCACUCACAAAGAUGCCAGCGACACACAAUCACUGCGCAGAGGCUCCAGUGAAACAGCCCAGCGUCGUGGUUCAGGUGAAACCCAGGCCUCACGUCGGGACACGGGCGAGGCCCAGCCUCCACGCAGAGGCUCCAGUGAGUCACCAAACUCGCCUGCAGCUUUGGGCCAAGUUGUAACCAGGUUAACAGGGCUUCUGGGGGAGCAGUGGGCACAGCUGGGGAGCAGCUCUGGAGCUCAACAGACGGCCAGCCCGCAGGAGAGCCCCAGCACACAGAAACAGACGGCAGGGAAAAGAGCAGAGGCAGGGAAAGGAGCAUCAGCCAAGCCUGCAGGGAAAGCGAUCCCUGCAGCUACAACAGGGAAACCAGCAGGGAAGCCUGGUCCUUCCAAAAUGAGCUCUAUUCAGAGUCAAUUGGUCAGCUCCCUCAGUGUCCUGUCUGCCUUCUACUCACCAGCCCAGAAAGCUGCUGCUGCCAGCAAACAGCAAGAACAAGGUCUCAAAUCUAUUAUGAAGAAAAAUGGUGCUGCUGACAAGCAGGGGAACAAGGGAGCCAAGAAAAACCUGAAGUUUGUUGGGGUGAAUGGAGGCUAUGAGACCACAUCCAGCGAGGAGUCCAGUGGAGAUGAGAAGUCCAAGGUGGAAGCAGAGGAGGAAGACAGCUCAGAGCCAGAGGAGGAGAAGAAGAAGGAGCCCCAGCCGGAAGAAAAGCCUGAGGAGGUAGCAGACACCCAGGGGAAGGAUGCAGAGGUCUUACUCGAGGGAGGAGGUGCAGCGGCUGCGGAGAAAGAGAGCGAAAGAGGCCUAUUGGAUCCAGAGACCAGCCAAGAAUUGCUGGAAGAACAGGCUGAAGGGGAGAAAGUUGACAAGGGGUUUAUAGAUGCUUGCCUCUAUGUAAAGGACCGCAUGGAAGAGGUUUCAUCCCCAGAUAAAGAAAUGCGUCAGGUUUUGGUGGUGCUUUAUCAGGAGUGGUUCAAGAUCUCCAGUCAGAAAGACUCGCAGGCUGAUACUGUCACAUUAUACCUGCGGCAAGUGGGUUUGACCACACCCACUCUCCUGCCAUAUGUAGUUAACUUGACAGAUGGCAAUGGGAAUAUGGCCCUCCACUACAGUGUGUCACACUCCAACUUUCCAGUGGUCAAACUGCUGCUGGAUACUGGUCUAUGUGAAACGGAUAAUGUGAACAAGGCUGGCUAUACCCCAGUGAUGCUGGCUGCACUGACAGCUGCUGAGAGCUCUGACGAUCUGGAAGUGGCGCAACAACUGUUGAAGCUGGGUGACGUCAACGCACGCUCCAGACAGACGGGCCAGACGGCACUCAUGCUUGCGGUGAGCCAUGGGCGCGUUGCCAUGGUGAAGCUGCUGCUGAGCUGCAACGCAGAUGUAAAUGCCCAGGACUGUGAGGGCUCCACCGCUCUGAUGUGUGCCAGUGAACACGGACACACUAACAUCGUUUGUCUGCUGCUGGAGACGGGACGCUGUGACACAAGCCUCACAGACAAGAAUGGACAGACAGCCCAGUCGGUGGCAGAGGGAGCCUCCCACCAAGACAUAGUUGACCUUCUGAAGGCCCACACUGAGGCCCCAACCUCAGAGCCCACUUCUACCACGGACCUCCACUGAGCCAGGCCGAUGCACUCCAAAUCCCUCCAGCUCACCCACCCCAACCUCUGUUUCCAAGACCCUCUUUGCUCAAUAACACAGAGGGAAAAACUGAACUAAAGACAUUGUGACACCAUACAGGACAUUCUCUGUAUGAGAGCGCAUAUGUUCUGUGUUACCCUGGAACUUGGGGAGCUCACGUACAAACCUCUGAGACUGGAGCGUCCGACAUUUGUACGCUCACAUAUUUCUUCCACAUCUCUGCCAACAUGCCCCCUGGGUGUUUAUGGAUAUGCUGCAUCAACCACCCAAGUGGACAGAAAACAAAAGGGGGCUGGUUCGCAUUGAUUAAAAGGCAUUGCCAUAGUGACAAGGCCGAUUGACAGGAUAUUGCUCGGAGAACGGGAUGAGAAUAUGAAGCAAGACGGAGUAGCAAGCGGAUGGAGAGAUACUCUGAUGAACUGCUGCUAAUUAUCAUCAAUCUAGCUCUUCAAGCAAAAUACUCAGCACAUGAUCUACCUUUUAAAUAUUAUACAAAUAUGACAUAAACAAUGACAUUAUUUUUAUCUUUUAUUUUAUGACAUUGACAUCAUUCUUUUCAUAUUUGGACAUAAGCCAUUAUUAAGAACAUAGUAUAUGUAGAAUGUUAUUCUAAUAGAUUAUAAUCAUAUACAAACACAGAAUCUGUAUUUUCUACUGCACUUUUUUUAAUUGUGUUUGUGUAAAUAGUCCCCUCUAAUAUCAGUGUCCAGAAGAAACUAUAUAUCUCUAAAAGUGUGAAUUAUAAAGCAAAAUAAUAGAGUAUAACCUCUGGUCAAUUUUCGCAUUACCCAGUGGAUAUAUGACAUCAUUCAAUGUAUUGUUUUUGUCAUAGUAAUCAUGUUUUUUCACAUAUGGGGCAAGGGUGAUCAUCUGUGAAUUUCAGCUGAAAAACAAAUGCUUCAGUUGGAGAUUAAAUGUUUAAAGAAAUGAUUUUUAUAACCAGAAUAUAACCAGAUUAUAGAAAGACUAAAGUCUUCUACCAGGAAGAUUGUACCGUACAGAAGAUGCUGCAUGACAAUACACAGUUACUCCCCCUGCUGGUUGUCAUAUAGUACUAAACCACAGUAUGUUGUAAUACUGUCUGUUCUCAUGAUUAACAUCUCUCUUUCUGUCUCUGUCUCUGUCCCUCAGUUCAAAUAUAAUGUAUGUCUUGUUCGCCUGCUUAUUUCAAAUCAAAUCAUGUAUGCAACUGCUACAAAAUGCACAAUGAAUGUCAGGCUGGCUGUGAUACAUUCCAAGAAAAAAAAUGUAGCAAGUAUAACUAUACCGGCAUGGAUCAUGCGACUAACAGAGACAUAGACUGUCCGUGGAUAUGGCAGACAUAGGAAUGAGUCUGGAUGUUUUUUACCGUGUGUGACAAAAGACAUUUAAUCUCUUAGAAAACCCUGAAUACAAAGAUCUAAUUUGCCUGUCUUAAAUUACUAACAAUAGUUCAUUCUGUUUCUGCCUCCAGGCAUUCAUAUUUCAAGGCAAACUGACAAGAUGUUAAACCUGAAAAGUAAUAUGGGGUUUUAAUGGCAUGCAGUCCGAGAUGAAGCAAUAUCAAUGGAAUACUACCUUGUCAGUAAGAAACUGGGUAGGUUGGUUGGCUUUGUGUCAAGCCUUAAAUCAAAUGGCCUUCCUACAUUUUAGAGGUGAGAUGUUUUCCAUAGAGUGUGUUUUUUUCCUCUUGUUUACCAUAAACCUACACCCAUAUUCCUAAAGUAUCUUCAAGCAGGAGUACUGGUUUAAUAAGAUGUUUACAACUUAACAGUUCCUCUUCAGUGACCGCUGCAAAAUUCCCCCAAAUGUAUGGUAAAUCAGGAAGUUACUGGUUUUCAGGAAACUGGUAUAUGGAGAUAAUCUCCACCCUCAUUUGGAGUGGGAUUGUUACAGAUGAAGCAAAGCUUUUCAUGAGGUAAAGAAGAUUUGCUAGGGUCACUUAAGGUGGAAUUUAAAGGGAAAUACCACUCAGUUUAACAACUGCCAUAUCUGUGGUCUAUGAAGAUCCAGUCUGCACUUAAAGUCAGAAAAUAAUUCACUUUCUAUGUAGGCAAGACUCCAGACAACCAGUCGAUCUUCUGAGAUUGUCAGAAUUUGUUUCAUACAAAAUCUAUACAACAGCAGCUCCUAUUAGUGCUUUUGGGAAGCUGGAUUCCAAAUGUAUUGGUUUGCUUCAAUCAUGAUAAAUUAGUGUUUCAUGCAUAUGUAGUGCUGUCUUUCUGAGAUGCAGUGUGAUCUGACCACUAAUCUUGCACCAGUACUCUCUCAUUCCCAGACGCUUUAUAAAUAUGGGUGCAAAUAUGGAACCAUGUAGACUGAUAUGAAGAUAGACUUAUUAUAUAUAAAGUAUCUUAUUUAUAUAUAAAGUUCUAUUUACAGUGGCUACAGCACCAUAAAUAGUUUCCAACAGUGGGUUUGUAAUCAGUUCAUCUUUAUUUGUUUGAGUUGCAAAGUAGCGCAGAUGUCCUCGACAAUGAGGCUGCAUUUACAGUACACAGGAUUAGAAAAUCUGUCUUUUAACUCUUCUCAGCACAUCUGAUCAUUUGUGGUUGUCUGUAUAUUAAGGGGCAAAAAUUUGAGUGUGUAGCUUCCCGUAUUUCAGACAGUCAAAGGAUGAUCAGAUCUGUACUGUGAUAAGUAUGUCGUAUAUCUGGUCUUCCGUGCCUGUGUAUUAAGUCUUUAUGGAAAUCGCAUCCAUAUGUUUAAUCCAGUGUGACCCAGAUGUAAUAAGGUUUCAUAACUGGCUGAGCACCAAAGACCUGAAAUCAAAUCUGUUUCACAUGGGGUUAAAUAUAUAUUUUAUCUGUUCCGGUAAAUCCCGCCAAAUAUGUGUACAUACAGUAUUGUGAAAAGUAUAUAACAAGUAUUGUCUGACAGUUUGCUCUAAAAAUGAUAUUAAGUAUUUAUUCCAAAUGCUAUAUUUUUACCAUAUAUAGUAUACUUAUGUAUGCAUGGACAAAUAUUCCAGUGAUUAUGUUGGAGGUGAGGUUUGGGGAUCCAGCAGUGGAUGAUUGGAAAUGACGUUGAGUGUUCCCUGAUGAUGUGAUUAUUGGGUGGUAUAGUACAUGUGUGAUCUGACAAGGUUGUGGACUGUGUCAUGUGCCCUUUAAUGCUACCUUUGACAUUUGUGGGGGAAAAUAUGAAGCAGAUUCGACACUUGCUUAACCUCUAAGGGCAACAUCUCCCUUGUUUGAAACCCCCUGUCUGAAAAUCGGAGUCUUAUGUAUAUGACAGAGUCAAAUGUAAAAACCUGUACUUCUCUGUAAUAUUCCUUGUACAACGGGCUUGUAUGUUACAAACCAGAGAACUACUUCUAAAUAAACAAAUAAAUAAAGAUUUAAAACUCCUUAAAUGCC